Lactuca virosa is the source of this 2092-nucleotide messenger RNA. The record is from the annotation of a GenBank genome assembly. NCBI's taxonomy places the organism in Eukaryota, Viridiplantae, Streptophyta, Magnoliopsida, Asterales, Asteraceae.
UCAUCCCUGUAUAUAAAUAUGCAGCGUCGUUGAUCUUGUGCAUCCAAGCUUCAAAAAUCAAACUGAAGUCGAAAGCACACUCUCUUUUUCACUCUCUAUUUCCAAAUCACUAGUUGCGUACCUGUGUCAAACAAAAUGGACACCAAAGUUGGUUCUGUCGACGUCGCCUCUCCGGAUGGUGAGGUUUCCUCCGUCCAGACAUCCGCCGUUCCAAUCAGCCACUCCGAGUCCACUCUCGGCCGACACAUCGCUCGUCGACUCGUCCAAAUCGGUGUCUCUGACGUCUUUUCUGUUCCCGGCGACUUCAACCUCGCUUUGCUUGACUACCUCGUCGCCGAGCCUGGACUCAACCUCAUUGGCUGCUGCAAUGAGCUCAAUGCAGGAUACGCUGCUGAUGGAUACGCUAGGUCUCGUGGUGUUGGAGCAUGCGUCGUUACUUUCACUGUCGGCGGACUUAGUGUCAUCAACGCCAUUGCCGGAGCUUACAGUGAAAAUCUCCCGGUGAUUUGUAUUGUGGGUGGACCGAAUUCAAAUGAUUAUGGUACUAACAGAAUUAUUCAUCAUACGGUAGGAUUGCCGGAUUUUACCCAAGAGCUUCGUUGCUUUCAAACUGUCACUUGCUUUCAGGCUGUGGUUAACGAUUUGGAAGACGCACAUGAACUGAUCGAUAAAGCGAUUUCAACAGCCUUAACGGAAAGCAGGCCAGUUUACAUCAGCGUCAGCUGCAAUCUACCUACAAUUAGUCAUCCUACUUUUAGCCGGGAACCUAUUCCCUUUUCACUCUCGCCAAAGUUGAGUAAUCAAAUGGGUUUAGAAGCAGCCAUUGAAGCAGCAGCGGAGUUCUUAAACAAAGCUGUGAAGCCAGUAAUGGUAGCAGGACCAAAACUUCGUGUAGCAAAAGCAUGCGAUGAAUUUGUUGAAUUAGCUAACUCAUGUGGGUAUCCUGUAGCCGUGAUGCCAUCAGCAAAAGGGAUAUUUCCAGAAGAGCAUCCUCGAUUCAUUGGAACAUAUUGGGGUGUUGUAAGCACACCUUUUUGUGCCGAAAUUCUUGAAUCUGCUGAUGCUUACUUAUUUGCUGGAUCUGUAUUCAAUGACUUCAGCUCCGUAGGAUACUCUCUUCUUCUCAAGAAAGAAAAAGCCAUAAUCUUGCAGCCUGAACGUGUACUGAUUGGAAAUGGCCCAGCUUUUGGGUGUGUGUUGAUGAAAGAUUUCUUGAUAGGUUUGUCAAAGAGACUUAAGAAGAACACAACUGCCUAUGAGAACUAUUGUAGGAUUUAUGUGCCGGAAGGAAAGGUUGUGAAACCUGAACCUAAACAGGCGUUGAGGCUUAAUGUUCUGUUUCAUCACAUACAGAAUAUGUUGUCAGGUGAUACUGUUGUGAUUGCUGAAACUGGUGAUUCCUGGUUCAAUUGUCAGAAGCUAAAACUGCCAAAAGGAUGUGGGUAUGAGUUCCAGAUGCAAUACGGGUCGAUUGGGUGGUCAGUGGGAGCGACACUUGGGUAUGCACAAGCCGCAACUGACAAACGAGUGAUUACGUGUAUUGGUGACGGAAGCUUCCAAAUGACAGCUCAAGAUAUUUCAACAAUGAUUCGAUGCGGGCAAAACAACAUCAUCUUCUUAAUAAACAACGGCGGAUACACAAUUGAAGUGGAGAUCCAUGACGGGCCCUACAAUGUCAUAAAAAAUUGGAACUACACUGCUUUAGUUGACGCGAUCCAUAAUGGCGAGGGCAAAUGCUGGACUAGUAAGGUGUUUUGUGAAGAGGAGCUUGUUGAGGCCAUUGAGAUGGCGACCAAGGAGAAAAGAGAUUGUUUGUGUUUUAUUGAAGUGGUUGUGCAUAGAGCUGAUUCGAGCAGAGACACGCUCGAGUGGGGUGCAAGAGUGGCUGCUGCUGGCGGCCGAGCCCCGAACCCUCAGUAAAAAAAUAUUUUACUCUAUCCGUCCGGAUGAGGAUUCACUAGGGUUUGAUGAUAUAUAAAGUGUAUGGAAUCUAUAUUCUAUGUUGCUAUUUUAACUAAGAAAGAAUAACGGUCAAACAUCUUGAAUGUAUUCGGCCCAUGUAUUGUCUAGCAUUAUGCUUGUAUUUUGUGUA